GAAAGGGGAAGCGGGACUCUGCGGGACAUGGCGACCCUGUCGUCGCGCUUGCUGGUGCUACCCAGCCGGCUGGCGCUGGCCGCAAGAGCCGCCGUUUACUGGCUUGCCGUCCAUACGAUCACGGCGGUGGCCUGUGGCAUGUUCCUGCUGCGGACGGCCUGGCUGGUCGUCAGGAGGCGAAGGCGGGCCUUCGAAUGGCGGGUCCGGGAGAGCCCUCCCGCCUGCCUGAGCGACCCGUCGCUGGGGACUCACGGCUUCGUCCGGCUCAAGGAUUCAGGGCUGCGGUUUCAUUAUGUGGCAGCUGGGGACCGGAACAAGAAGUUGAUGUUGUUGCUACAUGGGUUCCCUGAGUUCUGGUAUUCAUGGCGUUACCAGCUGCGGGAGUUCAAAAGUGAGUACCGAGUGGUGGCUGUGGACUUGCGUGGUUUCGGGGAUUCUGAUGCACCCACGGAUCGAAGUGACUACAAAAUGGAGUGUUUGCAGGCUGAUGUCCGGGGCAUUAUUGAAGCUCUAGGACAUAACAGCUGUAUUCUCGUGGGACAUGAUUGGGGAGGUUUGAUAGCUUGGAAUUUGGCUAUUUGCAACCCAGAGAUGGUGGAGAAAUUGAUCAUCCUGAAUGCACCAAACCCAGCUGAAUUCUUUUGCUAUUUGUGGCGACAUCCAUCCCAGCUGCUGAAAUCCAGCUAUGUGUUCUUCUUCCAAGUGCCAAAACUUCCAGAAUUUUGCAUGCAAAUGGAUGAUUUCAAGACCUUGAAGAGUAUUUAUAUGAGUAAAAAAAUGGGAAUCCAAAAUAAAAAUAGUAGGUUGACUGAGGAAGAGUUAGAGGCCUACGUUUACAGUUUUUCUAGGCCUGGAGCGCUGGUGGGCCCGCACAACUACUACAGGAACAUUUUCAGCAGCCACCCAACAAAAUGCCGCAAUGUGAUGGCACCCACCCUGGUGAUUUGGGGAGACAAGGAUGGCGCCUUAGAAAUUGGCGUGACUGCCGACAUGGAACAAUACGUACACAAUGUGUUCCAACUGAAGGUAGUGCCUGGGGCCAGCCACUGGGUGCAACAAGACCAACCCGAUGUGGUCAACAAGCUCAUCUGGACAUUCCUGGAGGAAAGCAACAAGUAGAUCUGAAUCCACAAACAUGCAUGUUGCACCUUUACUUGAGUAAAAUUAUAGAUGAAUAUAUUUACUACUUCAAAUAAUGGAAAAGAAUUGCACAAAUUUAUUAGUAAAAAUAUUUUUAUAAUCUUGCAACUGAAUGUCGUUAAAUAGUGAGCUUUAUGAUGGCACAGGGCUUCAGCCUCAGUAAUAUAACAAGAACUUGUUACUGUGUUAACCCUGCUGCUGUUUGUCCACUUUGUGCAGAUUAUGAUUAAACGUUUGAGCAAAAUGGAACAAAAAACUAUAAAUACUAAAUGUGUACAGCAUCUGGGAAGAAAUGGACAAUAGAGUUGUUAAUCUGUUAACUUUCUUAUUGAUUGGUUGAAAAUUAAUUUGAGAUGCUUUCAGCAUUACUGUUUGGUGUUAAUGGUGUCUCCAGGUACUAAACUGGCUCAUUCUGCUUAACUGUUUUCAGCAUAUUACACAAACUAUCCUGGGAGCGGAUACUGCUCAGACCAGAGCCCUUGGAUAGAGGGGUGACGGGGGGAAGGGGAAGAAGAGGAGGGAAUGCUUAGUGACUACAGUGGCCAAGAGUGGGCAGGGCUGGGUGACCAGUGAUCUAGAAGGGGGAGUAAUGGGUGGGGUAACCAGUUACUAGGAGAAAGUGGCACUGGAUGACCAGUGCUUGGGAAGGGGCAAUGUUGGAUGACCAGUGUGCUAGAUGGGGCAAUGCUGAGUUACCAGCAUUUUGACCUACUCAUUAGGUCUAAGGAAUUAAUAAAAAUGGUGCUACACCUAAACAGAUUGCUAAAAGUCGCAGGCAGUCAGAGGUGAAUUUUAAGUGUAUAUUUUGCACACCUGUAAGUGUUGGAGGCUGAGGUUGAAGUGGGCUUUUUCUGUUCAUUUUUUCUACUCAAUGUAAUUAUGGUUUUAUUGUAAUCAUGUAAACACUUUUUUUUGAAGCAGGAUUGCGAGAAUCUGUCAGAGUGCAGAGAAAUAAAGAAUUUUUUUAUUCGUG
Pristis pectinata (smalltooth sawfish) is the source of this 2113-nucleotide messenger RNA. Its product is annotated as epoxide hydrolase 4. The record is from RefSeq and is a predicted model, not a curated record. The coding region runs from base 28 to 1119 and encodes 363 amino acids. The transcript has 7 exons. NCBI's taxonomy places the organism in Eukaryota, Metazoa, Chordata, Chondrichthyes, Rhinopristiformes, Pristidae. Gene Ontology annotation, molecular function: hydrolase activity.